Molecule: messenger RNA, 2006 nt
Organism: Oppia nitens
Lineage: Eukaryota; Metazoa; Arthropoda; Arachnida; Sarcoptiformes; Oppiidae
Gene: vari
Product: protein PALS2-like
Exons: 5
Coding region: 179-1789 (536 amino acids)
Cellular component (GO): plasma membrane; cell-cell junction
Molecular function (GO): protein binding
Source: RefSeq, a predicted model, not a curated record
UACAUAUAGAACACUAUGGUAUAGUGUAACUAAAAAUGGAUCAAAACUUGAAUUGACAUUUAAAGUGUUUGAAACAUUCAAUGGAUUAACAUUACAUUGAAUGUCAUUUAAUGUAGAGUUUUGUUAAAAAUAUUAUUAAGUGAAUCGGUGUCACAAUUGGUCACAACUAUUGAGUCAAAUGUCGGUAAUGAAGGCCCGAAAGGGAUCACUGGAGGGACAGUCAGUUGAGACGACAUCGCUGUUGGCGGACGUCAAGCAAAUGUGUAGCAAACUAUCGCUCCGUAACCGCAAUGCGGCCGAACUGAAUCUCUUGUUGUCGAACCCACACGUGGCCGGACUCGCCGAAGCUCACGACAAUGUUGUUCACCGAGCCUUCGAUGACUCUGAUGGCCAGUCAUACGAGAUGGACGUGUUUGGCAGCGAAUCGGGCGACGACUCGAGUCCUAUCAGUGCUAUACGAAUGGUCGGAAUUCGCAAAUUAGACAACGAACCCCUCGGGAUGACUGUGGCCGUAGAAGACGGUCUUAUAGUAAUUGCCCGAAUAUUGGCCGGGAGUGUCAUUGACCGCCAAGGUUUGCUGCACGUCGGCGAUGUUAUAUUGGAAGCAAAUGGUAUCGAAAUUACGAGUCCGGAACAGUUACAGGAAGAGCUCAAGAAAUGUAAGGGUGGUAUCACUUUGAAAGUCUCGCCGUCGAGUAGAGACCAAACACAACAUUCCGUCUCUUAUAUGCGCGCUCUCUAUAACUACGAACCCAUUGAAGAUCAUCUGCUGCCGUGUCGUGAAGUGGGUCUGGCCUUCAAACAGGGAGACAUACUUGAGAUCUUGAAUCAAGAGGACCCUAACUGGUGGCAGGCGAGGAAUAUCAAUGAACCCAACACUCACGCAGGUCUUGUUCCGUCACAAGAAUUAGAGGAACGGCGUCGAGCUUUUGUAAGACCAGAGUUUGAUUACGCGACACAAACCAGUAUUUGUGGCACAAGAAUAACAAAGAAAAAGAAGAAAGAGAUGUAUCAGUUGCAGGCCAACGCUGAGUUUGAUAAGGCAGAGCUAUUGCUCUAUGAGGAGGUAUGUCGGACACCACCAUUUGAACGCAAGACACUGGUUCUGGUGGGCGCUCAAGGAGUUGGUAGGCGUACACUAAAGUCGCGUAUGAUAUCAUACGAUACCGAAAGAUUUGCUACACCACUGCCACAUACAUCACGUCCAAUAAGAGAUGGAGAAAUCGAUGGAAAGCAAUACCAUUUUGUGCGCAGAGAUAUCAUGGAAGCAGAUAUUGCCGACAAUAAGUAUCUCGAAUUCGGCGAAUUUCAAGAUCAUCUCUACGGUACUAAAUUGGACUCAAUUCGAUCUAUUAUUAAAUCUGGAAGAAUGUGUGUUAUUGACUGCAAUCCACAGAGUUUGAAAAUGUUUAAAACGGCUGAAUUUAUGCCAUACAUUGUUUUCAUUGCCGCACCACCUCUGGAUCAAUUACGUUAUAUGCAUGAAUAUGGUAGACAUCAAGGCUUAGGUGUUUCACGAUAUCAAACGUUUGACAGAGCAUUGGGUAGACAUAGUUCACGACGGGUUCGCACACUUCAGAGUUUAGCCUCAUUUUAUGAAGAAGAAGAUCUUCAGGUGACCGUUGAAGAGAGCGCACGAUUACAACGGGCUUACGAUAAAUAUUUUGAUUUAGUAAUCAUUAACAACAACUUCGAGAAAACAUUUGAACAAUUAAGAGAUGCCGUCGACUCACUCACUAUUGAACACCAAUGGGUGCCUAUAGAUUGGGUUUAUAGUGGAGAUGACUAAUAAUUGCUCAGAAAUUUAAUUGAUUUCUAUCUAAUUAUGAUUUGAAUACAACUUUAAUUGAUUAGUAAUAUUCAAAAUUACAAUUUAUAUAUCAUUAAUAACACAUUCCUUUUAUAUUACAAUUUCAUACUUUUAAGUGUUAAAUCACUUUAAUCUUAUUAUACGAAUCUCUCUAAGUUUAAAAACUUAUCGCAAUUAAAGUUUUGAGAUCUUUUCA